AUGUCAGUUACACAUGUCUUCAAAGUCGUAGACGGUCUCUCACUAGAGAUCGACGUCCUCUCCCCUCCAACCAAAGAAGAAAACAGCCCCGUCCUCCUCCACUUCCACGGAGGCUUCCUAGUACUGGGUGAAAAAACCACCUUCCCACCGCACUGGCUAAUAAACGCCUGCCAAAAGCGAGGCUGGACAUACGCAACAGCCUCCUACCGCCUCCUGCCAGAAUCCCCAGGCAUCGAGAUCCUACAAGACGCAACAGACGCCGUGAACUGGGUCUAUGCGAACAUCAGCAAGCGGGUGAUAAUCGCCGGGUCCAGCGCGGGCGGGUAUCUCGCUCUCGCUGCUGCCGCGCAUCCGGCUACCCCGAGACCGCUCGCCGUGCUUUCUAUUUACGGCAUGUUAGAUCCAGCAAGUGAGCGCUAUAUCCGCCCGGGUCAGCCGCUGGGUGGUCCUGUCGCUGAUGAAGCGAAAGCUUUGGAGGAGAUUGAGGUUGCGAUGCGGAAUGAUGCUAUUGAUGGGUAUCCGUUCCCCGUGAGCCCACCUGCUGAUCUUCGCUUUGGGUGGAUUAGGGCUUUGCAUCAGGCAGCCCGGUAUGCGGAUGUGCUUGCGAGAAAGCCGGGGUUGGCGGGGAGGAUUGCUGAUGAGGGGGUUGGGGCUGUUUCGGUGGAGGAUCGGGUGCUCUUCCCGGUUAGCUUUGGGCUGAAGGAGGGGUUUCCGCCUACUGUUCUUUUGCAUGGGGAUGCGGAUGAGUUGGUUGGAUUUGAGCAGAGUGUUGCUGUGGCUGGGGCUUUAGAGAGGGUUGGGGUGGACGUCUCGCUGGAGCGUGCGGAGGGACAGGGACAUGGGUUUGAGGCGAAGGAGGUUAUUGAUUUGGAUGGGGAUGAGGUAUUGGGAGACAAGGCUGUGGCUGAUACACUUAGACGUGUUAUUGCUCAUCUUGAAAGACAUGUUUAA
This is a messenger RNA of Penicillium expansum, 951 nucleotides long. Its product is annotated as alpha/beta hydrolase. Gene Ontology annotation, molecular function: hydrolase activity. Lineage: Eukaryota; Fungi; Ascomycota; Eurotiomycetes; Eurotiales; Aspergillaceae. The record is from RefSeq and is a predicted model, not a curated record. The transcript has 2 exons. The coding region runs from base 1 to 951 and encodes 316 amino acids.